Messenger RNA from Macrosiphum euphorbiae (potato aphid), 1182 nucleotides. The record is from the annotation of a GenBank genome assembly. Lineage: Eukaryota; Metazoa; Arthropoda; Insecta; Hemiptera; Aphididae.
AUGGAUGACGAAGAGGUUGCGAUUUUUGCGUAUACUGCUUUGAAAAUUAUUCGCGAAAAAAAACGAGUGCAAAGAAAAUGGUGGGUGCACCCAAUUAAUAGUGAAAGAUUAUUGCAUGGUGAUUUUUACACUCUUUAUAGUAGAUUACGAGCUGAUGAUGUAAGUUUUUUUAAUUAUUUUCGUAUGUCUUUAACGUCAUUUGAUGAACUUUUUGCCAAAAUUAAACAUAAAAUCAUACGUCAAGAUACGAAUAUGAGAUCUGCGAUACCACCCGAAGAAAUGCUAGCUAUUACUCUGAGAUAUUUGGGAAGUUCAAACAACCUUCAUGAUUUACAUUAUGCGUAUAGAAUUGGACGAUCUACUUUAAGUAACAUAAUACGAACAGUUUGUCAACAAAUUUGGGAUGUUAUGUCAAACGAAUGUAUGCCUACACCGAAUGAAGAAGAUUGGAGAAAAAUAGCCGAAGGUUUUCAACAUCGAGCAAAUUUUCCGCACUGCCUGGGAGCAGUUGAUGGAAAGCACAUUCGGAUAACCAAGCCUCCAGGAAGUGCUUCGUUGUACUUCAAUUAUAAACAUUUUUAUUCCAUUGUUUUACUCGCAGUAGUCGAUUCAAAUUACCGUUUUACUUAUAUUCAUGUUGGUUCAUUUGGAAAAGACUCGGAUUCUAGUAUUUUUAAGAAUUCUAGUCUAUGGAAUAAAUUACAAAAUAAUUCAUUAAAUAUUCCAAGCCCAAACUUCAUACCCGGUAUUAAUAUUCCUAUUCCUUACGCAUUUGUAGGUGACGAGGCAUUUGGUUUAUCAACAAACGUGCUUAGGCCUUAUGCGGGAAAAUAUUUACAAGAUAUUAAAAGAACUUUUAACUAUAGAUUGUCUCGGGCAAGGCGUUACGUAGAAUGUUCAUUCGGAAUAUUAUCAAAUAAGUGGAGAAUAUUCCAUCGACCAAUUGAUGUUAAUGUGGAGUUUGCUAUUGAUAUUGUAAAAUGUUGUUGUGUGUUACAUAAUUUUGUACGUGAUCGUGAUGGUUUUAAAUUUGACGAUACUUUGACAAUUACAGGGAUGGAAGACCUUGAUUAUGAUAAUAAUUUAUACGUAAAUAGAUCAGUAAAUAGAUAUCGGGACGCUUUAGCUAAUUAUUUUGUGUCUGAAGACGGACAAAUACCUUGGCAAAAUGAAAAAAUUUAA